Molecule: messenger RNA, 1630 nt
Organism: Diuraphis noxia (Russian wheat aphid)
Lineage: Eukaryota; Metazoa; Arthropoda; Insecta; Hemiptera; Aphididae
Product: hydroxyacyl-coenzyme A dehydrogenase, mitochondrial-like
Biological process (GO): fatty acid beta-oxidation
Cellular component (GO): mitochondrion
Molecular function (GO): NAD+ binding; (3S)-3-hydroxyacyl-CoA dehydrogenase (NAD+) activity
Source: RefSeq, a predicted model, not a curated record
CAGCUGUUGCUUCAUUGGCUGUUUGUUCUUUGGUCGUAAACAGUUUAAAGGUACAUUCUAUUUCAUAUUUUCUACUUCCGGGUUCAUUUWUAUUUUCUCAAAAAGUUAUAAAAAUGUCGUGUCUAAGUGUAAUUUCUCGCAAUUUCUCCACUUCAUUUGUGGCCCGUGCAGCGAUUAAAAAUGUCACAGUGGUCGGAGGUGGUUUAAUGGGCUCAGGUAUCGCCCAAGUAUCUGCUCAAACUGGUCACAAUGUGACGAUUGUUGAGCUCAACCAGGAAGUUUUAGACAAAACUCAUAAGAGCAUUCAACAGAGUUUACAAAGGGUCGCUAAAAAGGUUUAUAAGGAAAAGCCUCAAGAAGGUGAGAAUUUUGUUUCAGAAACUUUAUCAAGAAUAAGUACUUCCACAAACUUAACUGAUGUAAUACAGAGUUCAGAUUUGGUGUUGGAAGCCAUUGUUGAAAAUUUGGCUAUCAAGCACAAACUUUUUAAGUCCAUAGAUGACAUAGCGCCAGCAAAGACUAUAUUUGCUUCCAAUACUUCAUCAUUGUCUAUUGGUGAAAUUGCAUCUGUCUGUAAGAGGAAAGACAAAUUUGCAGGGUUACAUUUUUUCAACCCUGUACCAGUGAUGAAAUUAUUAGAAGUUGUCAGAACUCCGGAAACAUCUGAUGAAACUUAUGAAAAAUUAAUGGCUUGGGCAAAAGCUAUUGGUAAAACAGCUAUUACUUGCAAGGACACCCCUGGAUUUGUAGUCAACCGACUUCUUGUUCCAUUGAUCGCUGAAGCAAUUAGAAUGUUGGAAAGAGGUGAUGCUUCUUCUAAAGAUAUUGACAUAGCCAUGAAGUUAGGCGCAGGACACCCAAUGGGACCUAUUGAAUUGGCAGAUUAUGUUGGACACGAUACUACAAAUUCAAUUUUAAACGGAUGGCAUGAUAAAUUCCCAGAGAAUCCAUUGUUCAAUCCACUACCAACUUUACAAAAAUUGGUUGAUGAAAAAAAAUUGGGUGUCAAGACUGGUGAAGGAUUUUAUAGUUAUAAGAAAUAAUAUUUUCUUUUAAAAUUAUUGUUUGGGGGCAGGAAUAUUAUAUUAAUUUAAUUUAUAUACUUACUGAAAUUUAUUGUAGUAAUAAUUGAAAAAUCAAAUUAUUGGGCGUGUGAUCUGCGGAAAACAGUAAAUAACUAGUUGAAUAAAAAUUAUGAAUAAAUAUGUAAUAUUAUGAAAUGUAUAUAAAAAAAAGGAAUUCAAUUAAAAAAAUAACUAUAUUUAAUACAUUAAAGUUUUUUUGUGUCUACUAAACGAUUGAUACAAAUAGUUAGUAUUAAUCAACAUUUCUAUGAAACAUACUAUUUUUUUUAUAUCUUCCAAAAAUUUAUAAAUACAAUUUUCCGAUUCUUUAUUGAGYGGUACCAAUACUCAAUUACAUGGUGUGGUAAAAGAUUUUCAUAAGUCUCAUGCAUUUUUCUUAAUAUAUAAAAUUAAUUAAUAGUAGACCACGUCAGAACCGGUAGAUCACAUGCUUUACCAAUGCCAAUUAUUGUUAUAUAUACAAUGUUUUAUUUAAAUAAAGCAAAAUCUAACAAAAUGUAUGUUCAUUAGUUUUAAAUAUAUAUAUAUAUCUGUUUAAAUAAAUA